This is a messenger RNA of Sclerotinia sclerotiorum 1980 UF-70, 2625 nucleotides long. RefSeq lists its product as hypothetical. Gene Ontology annotation, cellular component: MBF transcription complex; SBF transcription complex. Bases 1 to 2625 code for a protein of 874 amino acids. Gene Ontology annotation, molecular function: DNA binding; protein binding; transcription coactivator activity. The transcript is spliced from 3 exons. The record is from RefSeq and is a predicted model, not a curated record. Lineage: Eukaryota; Fungi; Ascomycota; Leotiomycetes; Helotiales; Sclerotiniaceae.
AUGGCAGCGACGACAAUUGCACCGAACCCUCAACCUCUUGCGACUAUAUCAGAAUCGAAACGGAACCAACUACCACCAAAUACACAUUCUACAAGCAAUAGCGCAUACGGAGGUGGUCAGGACUCGACUCGAUUUCAUCGCGAAAUGUCGCUCGGCAUGAGUCAAGGAUCACAAUCUGGUGGUAUGAUGAUGCAACCAGGAGGACCUUUUCGUCAAUACGAGUCACCCAAUACCAUGAAUCGUAGAGAUAUAGCACCUCAGAUUUACUCGGCUGUAUAUUCUGGUGUUGAUGUAUAUGAAAUGGAGGUUAACCGUAUUGCGGUUAUGCGGCGACGAAAAGAUAGUUGGCUCAAUGCUACUCAGAUAUUGAAGGUAGCAGGGAUCGAAAAGGGAAAGCGAACAAAGGUCCUUGAAAAGGAGAUUUUGAUUGGAGAUCAUGAGAAAGUUCAAGGUGGAUAUGGGAAAUAUCAAGGAACCUGGAUCAGAUUUGAACGAGGGGUCGAAUUUUGCAAACAGUAUGGCGUGGAAGAACUUCUGCGACCACUACUAAGCUAUGAUAUGGGUCAAGAUGGAGGUAUUGCAGGACAAGGUGGAAUUGAUACCCCAACAAAGGAACAAGCUAUGGCCGCGCAACGAAAGAGACUUUAUAACUCAGGAGCCGAGAACCGUAAUAAUGGACAAUCCGGAACAUUUUUUAAGAAUAUCUCGAAUCAAGCUUCGCUCGCAGUUGCAGCUAUUAGCAAAGCCCGAUUUGAUUCACCUGUUCCCAGGAAUCGCAAUGGUAGUGCAAGACCUCCCACUUUCAGUAGGCAAUCAACACAACAACAACCCAAUAGUCAGGAGACUGCAUUCCCAGGUAACUCGCAACAAAGCAUGCAAAGUUUCGUAUCUAAUGAGGGAUUAACAAAUGGAGAUUCGGCUUAUGCAACUCAAUCCCAGUUUCAAUUUUCACAUACCGGUAGGGAGGACGGAGAUUUUCAGGAGCCACCACGAAAGAGACGAAGAGAAUCUCCAGAGCCCCCGAAUGAUAGUCAGCAGUCUAUGAAUGGCGGGUAUUAUAAUAUGUCAAUGCGAGAACCAUCUCCGACGGAACCUAAUGAUUCAUUCUUCUAUCGUCAAGAUCCAAAUCUCUCCCAAGAGGAGGAAGCUCCAAUGCCAUUACCACCUCUACCGGAAAACCAGCAUCAUGGAAAAAAGGGUUUGACUCUGUUAUCACUUUUUCACAAUGAGAACUCGUACUUAGGCACGAACGAACAUAAUGACCAGGAGGCUUUUCGUACGAUGUCUGGUGUAGAGCUCGAUAUUCCUAUAGAUAAAUCAGCCAAUACUGCUGUUCAUUGGGCCGCUACUCUUGCCCGUUUACCCGUUCUACAAAAGCUCAUUCAGUCGGGCGCAAGCAUAUAUCGAGUUAAUCUCAGGGGAGAGACUGCAUUGAUGAGAGCAUGUUGUGUGGCUAAUAAUUUAGAUCAGGGCAGUUUCCCUGACCUCCUUGAACUACUUGGUAACACUAUUGGUUUUCAAGAUAAUCGUGGCCGAACGGUUCUACAUCACAUAGCUGUCACAUCGGCUGUCAAAGGACGUAGUCCUGCCAGCAAGUAUUAUCUUGAAUCACUUCUCGAAUUUGUCGUUAGGAAAGGUCGUUCAUUUAAUGGUCAAUCACAGAAUACUGAACCUUCCAAUCCUCAUGCCAUGGAUAUUGGUCGGUUCAUGUCUGAAAUGGUAAAUGCACAGGAUAAUUCGGGUGACACUGCUCUUAACAUUGCAGCUAGAGUGGGUAACAAGAGCAUCAUCUCUCAACUUAUGGAAGUUGGGGCAGAUCCUGAAAUUCAAAACAAUUCCAAGCUUCGUCCAUCAGAUUUCAUUGGCGGUUUGACGAAUCCUGGCGAUCGUUUAGGUCUCGCAAGUCCUGAUAAGAGAGGAAAUAAAGCCACACGGGAGACUAGUGGUGAAAUAAUUGACUCCAUAAAUGCAACGCUUCAAUCAACUCUUGAAGAUUUUGGAAGAGAAGUAGAAGCCAAACAAGCUCAAAUCGAUUCCAUCCAUGCCAAACUCCGAGAAGCAUCCGCCAGCCUAGGUGAAGAACGACGUGCUAUGGAAGCGAAACAAGAACGCAACAGACAACGUGAAGAGCGUGACCUCAAAAUUGCAAAUCUUACUCGCGCCGCAGAGGAAGAAAGUACAAAAUUACUUCAACUUCAACAACAAUUCAACCAACCAAUCUCUGAUCUAGACCUCGAAAUGCAUCUUGGUGAUGCCGAUAAAUCCUUGGCAAUUCCACCUAUUCCUGCUGAUAUCAAUACUACUCCCACUCGAAACUCGAAUGCUGAAUACGAUCAUGCUCAAAGACAAUUGUUAUUACAACAAUUACCUUCGGUGCAUAUACUUCAAGCGAGGAUUAAUGCAUACAAAGCUAAUAACGAUUCGUUGGAAAGAAGUGUGCAAGAGUUGAAAAGUAAAGAUACAGGCAGGAUAGCAAAGUAUAAGAAAAUUAUAAGUCUGUGUACGGGUGUGGACAUUUCGAAGGUUGAUGGUGUUAUUGAGGGGUUAGCUAGGGCCGUGGAAAGUGAGAGUGAUGUUGAUUUAAAUCGAGUUAGGGAAUUUUUGACGAGAGUCGAGGGGGUUUAG